AACUAUAUCAGCCACUUCUCCCAGGCAAACGCCCCGGCGAUGCCAGCACGCGCAGUCGUCAUAACGUAUCCAUCCGUUAUUACCAGCUUGUAGCCGAAUCCCGGAGCAGCGACUUGUCAAUUGACAGAGCAGGACACGGUUAGAGAGGGAGGCAGACAGACAGGAGAGGAGCUGGUAGGCGUUUCGCCUCCCGGGACAGACCGCCGCACAGUGUGAAAGUAUAACUGCAGGAGAGGACGCAGACGCUCACCAUGACGGAUCAGAGCGCUUUUUAACUAGAGGAUAAAAAAAAAGAAGGACAUUAAUGAUUUGAAGCUAUUUCCCAAACGAGAUUGAUAAUCCUUCUCUCAGUCUGAAGCUUGUCUUUUCUCUGACCUAUAACGCCUCUAUCUAUAGACCGCCAUCCACUGGGCAGCACGCACUCUUGUCCGGCGUCUCUCCUUGGAGAGCGCGACGCGGAGAGAAGAGAGAGGUCAAGACAAAGUCACUUCUGUGGCUGAAAAGGGGGGGGAACGACCAUCUACCAAGCUCCUCUGGUUGUGCAGUUUCUUUACUACGCGUUUCUACUCUUAUUAUUCCAUUUUCUUACCAGCGGGAGACCUUGAAACGGAUAAUCACCUACCAAUAAACCAACCAACCAACCAACCAAAAAAAAAAGGAUCAUUACUCUCUUACCAAGGACAGAGCAGAUGCAAAGAGCUGUGCACGAGGGAGAUGUGAUGUUGGGGCAGGAAUGACUGCUGCUGAAUGGGGGGAGCAGAGAGCAUCUAUAGGGGAGCCUACGUGGAGACCGGCUGAGUAGCCUAAAACCACACGACCGUACCCGGUUACACCGAGUCCAGAGUCGUUUCCUCACUCUCCCUAUCCAUUGCUUUUCCUCUGCACUUUAACUAGACACUGGAUUCCAGCGAUAUUAAACCCCGGCGGCUGGGUAUUCUCCUUUAAAUGACCGAUUAACGGAGUCUUAACGGAAACGCGGGGAGCUCAUGUGGAGACCAUUUGAGUGCGCAUCGCGGCGGUGCGCCGGUUUAACGGCGUUUUAUCCACUCUCACAGUCCCGUCCAAGUGGAUCACCAGCGGUCGCAGGAUUGCUGUAGGUUAUAGACUGCCACCGGUCGCGUACCCGUACCCGGCUUUUGAUGCAAACUCAACGGGAACUAAUUUGAAACGCCUCGCUUGCCCCACCACUCCUCCAGGAGCCCCGCAGCGCGACCAGCCUUGCGCGGUGCAAGACAGACAAAAAAAAAAAAAAAAAGUGGAUAUGAUUUCUUAUUUGGUUUGAAAUUUUGUCUGACCAGGAGGAGGAUUAUUGUUUGACGAGUGGAGAUCUUCACCUGGCUUGAGGAGGGGGGGGAGGGAUAAACGGAGGAAAAACAGCCUCUACCUGAACGGAGAGGAGGAGAGGCAGACGCGCAGAAAACCAGAAGCACGGCCGUAACCUCACACGGCGAAGCACUGCUAACAAAGCAACAGACUGGAGAGCAGCCUGUGAUCCCCCGCUGCAGCCGAGUGAGAAGGCCAACUGAUGAAGGGCUGACAGUCUGCAUAGCGUGGCACCUCUUUGUCUAAGGUCUUUGGAUCCAUCUCCUGAGGACAUCUCUCUUUUCAGUCCAUCUCCUGUCACCACAGUUUACCUUCAUGUUGAGACUUAAUAAAUCACAGCACACCAGAUAGAGUUGCCCUGUUCCCUGUGGAGGAUAAUGGAACGGCUGUGGUUCUCUUUGCUGUUGCUGGCAGCAGCAUGCAGGGGACAGCCGUGUCCGAAACGCUGCAUGUGCCAGAGCCUUUCUCCAUCGCUCGCUAUCCUCUGUUCCAAGACAGGCUUGCUCUUUGUUCCUGCUGCCAUUGACCGACGCACUGUGGAGCUACGGCUUCAAGAGAACUUCAUCACAGCUGUCCGAAGAAAGGACUUUGCCAACAUGACCAGCCUGCUGCAUCUGACCCUGUCCAGAAACACCAUCAGUCAGAUCCUCCCUUCAGCUUUCAGUGACCUGCGGCGACUGAGAGCACUCCACCUAGACUCUAAUAGAUUAACUGUGAUCAAGGAUGACCAUUUUAAAGGCCUGACCAACCUUCGCCACCUGAUCCUGGCCAACAACCAGCUCCACUCCAUAUCUCCCCACGCCUUUGAUGACUUCCUGUCCACACUGGAGGAUCUAGACCUCAGUUACAACAACCUCGCUCAGGUGCCCUGGGACACGAUUGGGCGCCUAACCAAUGUCAAUACCCUAAAUAUGGAUCAUAACCUCAUAGAAAAUGUUCCUCAAGGUGUAUUCACCAACCUGCACAAACUGGCCAGGCUAGACAUGACGUCAAACAAGCUGAAGAAAAUACCCCCUGACCCGUUGUUCUUGAGAAUCCCAGUUUAUGCCAAGUCCAAAGGCUCCCCUCUCUCCUCCCUGGUGUUGAGUUUUGGUGGCAACCCCCUUCACUGUAACUGUGAACUUCUAUGGUUGAGGAGACUAACCAGAGAAGAUGACCUGGAGACAUGUGCCUCUCCCCCUGACCUCAGUGCCAAGUACUUCUGGACAAUCCCUGAAGAGGAGUUUAUUUGUGACCCACCAGUUCUGACCCGUAAGUCACCUCAUACCGUGGCUAUGGAAGGCCAGCCUGCCAGCCUGAAGUGCAAAGCAAAUGGUGACCCAGAGCCUGAAGUCCACUGGAUCAGCCCUGAAGGGAGACUUAUAUCAAAUGGCUCCAGAACUUUAGUUUUCCCUAACGGGAGCCUGGAGAUCAAUGUAACAUCCCUGAAGGAUUCCGGAAACUUCACCUGCAUUGCCUCCAAUGCAGCAGGUGAAUCCACAGGAAGGGUGGAGCUAGUUGUCACGGCGAUGCCCCAUCUCGCAAACAGCACGAGCCGCAGUCGAGACCCGUCCUCUGAACCUGCCCCCUCUGACAUUCUAACCUCCUCUAAGGUCGCGUUGCCUAACAACGAGACAAGGGGGCCAGACCGGAGGGUCUCAUUGGUGGAACUGACAGGGAACUCUGCCCUCAUAAGAUGGAGCAGUCAGACGCCUAUGUCUGGAGUCAGGAUGUUCCAGGUCCAGUACAACAGCUCUGGUGAUGACACACUGGUUUACAGGAUGAUCCCAUCCACCAGUAAUGACUUCCUGGUCCGGGAUCUCGCCGCCGGACGUAACUACGAUCUUUGUGUCCUGGCCGUGUUUGAUGAUGUCAUCACAUCACUGACUGCAACACGUCCUUUGGGCUGUCUGUCGUUCACCACAGACACAGAGUUCAGCCAGUGUCAAGCACUGCACAGCCACUUCCUGGGUGGUACUAUGAUCAUCAUCAUUGGAGGGAUUAUUGUUGCUUCUGUGCUGGUUUUUAUCAUCAUCUUAAUGAUACGUUACAAGGUUUACAUCCACCAAGGUGCAGGCAGCGGAAAAGGAGCCAUUGCGGCCACUGCGCCAAGACCACAAAGCAAUGGACAAGGAGGAGGCGGACAGGUCCAAGUCCUCCCUCGCUCUGCCUCAAAAAUGACUGACAGUCAGGACGAGCAAGCGCUAGCACCGUCCAGGGCCAUGUCGCCUAGCAACACCCUGAGAGACACUGUGGCACUGGUCGAGGAGGAGAGCAGCGGACGGAGCAUACUGACAAGGACUGACUCCUUGGCCAAUGAGGAGUUGCUCUCGCCCACCAAGGCCCGCUUCUCCUCCAGGGUCGCCAUCGAGAUGAAAAGCAGACCGCCAUCUGUCGCCAAAGAGCCCUCCUCCCCGAAGGAACUGGCAGAGCCCUGAUGAUGAUGUUGAGUGGCAAAUAUGGAGAAUGAACGUCACCACCAGGGACAAGCUGGUGAAAACUCUGAAGAAAAAAAAAAAGGCCCUAUAGCUCCUCUCCCUGUAUCUCCUGUUUACUGUACCCAUUACUUUGUUUCCAUGAAUAUCAUGGGGUUAUAGAACUGUACUGUCUGGUUUUCUUUAAACUACUUAUCCUGGUUCUCAUGUCUGGAUUAGACGACCAACUGUGUCAAGACCCGGUUUCUGCUUGGCUGCUGAUUGGCCAGUUGCUGCAGGAUCCAGCUGUCAGUGUGAUCAUCUUAAUAGCUGUUAAUGGAGGAGCACUAGUUAAAUGCUGAAUUUUCCACUUUGAAGCAUCUGAAUCAGUGUGGAAAUGGAUACAGUGGGCAUAACAACAUAAAGAGGCAUAUCUGGAUGUCUCAACUUCUCCCCAUCUGGAGCAGCAUCAGUGUGUACGGACAGACAGUGAGUGGAAGGUAAAAACAGAAAGAAAAUGAGUGGCUAACCUGUGAAAAAUUGAUGCAUAGAUAAUCACACUCAACCUGGAAAUACAAUAUGGUAGACUGCAUAACCAGAAAGGGAAUAAAAAUCAAACAGAAGCGUGUCUGGAUGGAUCUGGUUUUGGAUACGAGCAGAUGUUAAACAAUUAUGGCUCCCUGUUUCUGCAACUCAACAUAAGGGACUCUCCACACAGCUGGCUCUAAGUGGCUUCACUUUAUUAAUCCAUGUGGAACAAUGCAAUUCUGCUGAACUGAACUGAGCUGAUCAUAAGCUGGGCUGAACUGGAGCCGGAUGAUAACUUUGACUGGACCCUGAUAUCUCUCACAUACAGUAUAUAAGGAAACCUGCGCUGAGCUGGUUUGACCUGGACAGAACUGAACCAACCUGGACCCAGUGGAGCCUGACCUGGAGUUGUACACCAGAAAUGGAUUAAUACUGUGCAACUCUGUUUAGUCUGAUGCAGACUGAACUGGACUAGACUAGACAGGCCUGUUGCCUAUUGGUCUAGCCUGUGUGCUCUUCUGCUCUGGUCUAUUACCUACUGCUUUCCUCUGGAUGGGGCCGGUGAGGACCUUGAGGACCUUUACCAGCCCCUCUCCCAUCUCUCCAGGCCCACUUAAACAGACCCAGCGAUCAAGAGGAAGGCCACACGUCUCAAGUGAAGAAAGACAAAUGAACCAAUAAGAGAAAAAAUAAAGUAGCGGGGCAUCAGCUAACCAAAAUCAAGUCAAAUCAUGACUGAUAUCAUCUUUACCAGAAACAUCUUGACCUACAACAUCAUCACUACUGUCAUCCUUAAAUAUGUUUACAGGUACAGAGAUCUACACAGAGUCAGAAAAGUUUAAUGUGAAGUAAAAUGCUAUAUGACUGCACUACUGAAUGCUUUGUUAACAUCUCGGUUGUAGUCACCUACUGUAGGCCUCUCUGCACAUCAUUACCACAAUGGAGUGUGUUUGCAUGCUCACAACAUGACUGAUAACUGGUCACAUCUCAUGUAGUGUUCUGUGUCUAAAGAGUUACAUCUUCACGUGCGUCAGACAGAUAUCCCUUUAUAUCAAUGAUCAGAAUAUUCCAGGUGCUCGAUAAGAUGCACCGCUCUCUUCAUCAUCAUGCUUUGACACAGCCUUCGUUGCUGGUUAUUGUAAAUGGGAUAUGUGGUGUCACAGGUGCCAUCUCAGAUCUGUACUUUCCAUGUGUUUGCACGUAAUUGCAUUCACUGCCAUUCCCCUGUGUCAUUAUUAUUAUAAUCAUGAUUGUUACAGUUCCCCGCAGAGACGCAAGUUGGUAGAAGAGAAACUAGACAGAGAGCCUCAAAGUUUUUGACCCAUCCCAGGGUCGCCCACCCAAGAGACACACCCAAAACAACAUGAACGCUUUGUCUUCACUUUUCCCUUCCUGUGUCCCCCUCACUUUUUCUUUGGGCUUUAUCUUUUGUAUGUGUACAUAAAGCAAUUUCAAAUCUUAUAGUUUUGUACAUGUAAUUUUUAUGGUGUGUGGAUAUUUUCUAAUAAAAUAAAACAAAAAUGGA
Molecule: messenger RNA, 5769 nt
Organism: Seriola aureovittata
Lineage: Eukaryota; Metazoa; Chordata; Actinopteri; Carangiformes; Carangidae
Product: leucine-rich repeat and fibronectin type III domain-containing protein 1-like protein
Exons: 12
Coding region: 1701-3740 (679 amino acids)
Molecular function (GO): protein binding
Source: RefSeq, a predicted model, not a curated record